AUGGAGAUGGAAAUCAUGAUAAGUAAACCGCGAAAAAGAAAACUUCAGACAUAUUUUAUCUGUUCGUCGGUCGUCAUGGAGAUUUUUCGAGUAAAGCAAGUCGAAGCUUUAUUUCGACAUAUAAAUCAUUUUUUAUUGGUGUUGCAAGACAAAGCACUACAAGUUGAAAAAGCGCUUGCAGACUCGACGAGUCCGCAUGAGAAUCGUAUCUGUGAAAAGUUUCAUCAUAAUUCAAAGUUGUUAUGGCAAACAUUUAUGAAUCAAAACAAUGAUGAAAGUUUUCUUCUUUUGCCUUUAAAAACUAUAACUGAAGCAUCAACAUUUCAUCGAUUUCCCUCUUUCUAUCAAACUGCUUUGACUUUUUAUCAUAAAAGUUUUAUGAGAAGCAAGCAAACAUUAAAAGCGAUACUAAUGAUCAAAAUUCAUCGACCGAAAGAAGGCAAACAGAACUUCGAAAUCAAUUGCCACGUUUCACGUAUUAGAGAAAGGUGUUGA
Clunio marinus is the source of this 495-nucleotide messenger RNA. NCBI's taxonomy places the organism in Eukaryota, Metazoa, Arthropoda, Insecta, Diptera, Chironomidae. The record is from the annotation of a GenBank genome assembly.